Molecule: messenger RNA, 3397 nt
Organism: Neltuma alba
Lineage: Eukaryota; Viridiplantae; Streptophyta; Magnoliopsida; Fabales; Fabaceae
Exons: 1
Coding region: 336-2768 (810 amino acids)
Source: RefSeq, a predicted model, not a curated record
ACUCACUCCUUCUUCACUCACCCCCCCCUGAAUGAAUAUUCCUGAACCAUCAACAGACUCCAACACCACCUUGGUCUCCUUCUUCUUCCUCCUCUCGAUCUACAUGCGUAUCUCCUCUCUUUCUUCUCUACUAACUGUCUCUUCAAUCUCCUCCGAAGAGUCUGUGAGGAGGUUUCUGUAGCCACCUUUUCCAGCGUCUUGUUUUAUACUGUGUUGGCAUUUCUUGCCAUUGACAAUUCCCUUUCGCUUUGCUUCUAUCGCCGGUUUUCUGCAUGGGACUCCGGCUGAACCCACUAGCUUUGACGCCGUCUUUGGCGGCGACCCUUUAUGGUUAGAUGCAAGAAAACGAAAGUCACACCUACCAUCAUGGUUCGAGUACUACUAGCUCGACUCCCGACGGGAGCCCCGUUUUGACGUUGAAUCUUAGAGAGCGUGAAGAGCCUGUUUUUUACGCCAAUUUGGACCCGCUUUGCCCAAUGGCUUCCACGACCUCCACAUCCACCGAGCCGCUUCCUUCCAUCGACGAUAUAGCGGUCAAGGCCGUGAACAAACGGUAUGAAGGAUUGGUCACUGUGCGAACUAAAGCCAUAAAGGGCAAAGGAGCUUGGUACUGGGCGCAUUUGGAACCCGUUCUGAUUCGAAAUCCCGAUACCGGGGUUCCAAAAUCCGUGAAGCUGAAAUGCUCUUUGUGUGACUCUGUGUUCUCGGCCUCGAACCCGUCGAGAACUGCUUCGGAGCACUUGAAGAGGGGCACGUGCCCCAAUUUUAGCUCCGGUUUGAGGCCCAAUUCGUCGCUCUCGCCGAUGCCGAUAUCUUCAGUGGCUUUGCCUGCUUCCAACAAUCACAAAAAGAGAAGCUCUCCUCAAACGGUUCCGACUUCUCCUCCUUCAAGUUAUCAAAAUAAUUCCUUGGCAAUGGUCGAGUCCUCUCGGUUUUACGGCGAAUUGAGUUAUUCACAGGUGCAGAACUCAGUUGGGAUAAAUCAGCAGCAUUUGGUGCUUUCUGGUGGGAAGGAGGAUUUGAGUGCAUUGGCCAUGUUUGAAGAUAGUGUGAAAAAACUCAAGAGUCCUAAGGCCUCACCAGGUCCUGUUCUAAGCAAGGAACAGAUUAACUCUGCUCUGGAGUUGCUCGCGGAUUGGUUCUACGAAUCAUGUGGGUCUGUGUCGUUCUCAGCUCUUGAGCAGGCCAAAUUUCAAGCCUUCCUCAGCCAGGUGGGUUUGCCGACAACAACUCUGCGACGUGAAAUCUCGGGUUGUCGACUUGAUGCUAGGUUCAAUGAGGUCAAAGCCGAGUCAGAAGCCAAAAUAAGAGAUGCUAUGUUUUUUCAAUUAUCUAGUGAUGGCUGGAAGAACGAGAACUGGUACAGCUUGUGUUGUGGGGGAGAGAAUUUAGUGAAGUUUACUGUUAAUCUUCCAAAUGGGACUAGUGUGUUCCAAAAGGCAGUGUUUACUGGGGGAGUCACGUCCUCCAAGUAUGCGGAGGAGCUUUUAUGGGAAACGGUCGCAGGUGUAAGUGGAAAUGUUGUGCAGAGAUGUGUGGGAAUUGUGGCAGACAAAUAUAAGGCCAAAGCGUUGAGGAACUUGGAGUUUCAGAAUCACUGGAUGGUAAAUAUUUAUUGUCAGCUUCAGGGGUUCAUUAGUUUAAUCAAGGAUUUUAACAAAGAGCUCCCACUUUUCAGGGUUGUGACUGAGAAUUGCCUUAAAGUUGCAAAUUAUAUAAACAAUGAAUCUCAGGUUAGGAACAUUUUUCUCAAGUACCGGAUGCAGGAGCUUGAAUACACGGGGUUGCUUCGAAUUCCAUCGCCCAAAUGUGAUUAUUUGAAUAACUUUGCAUCUGUCUUUCCAAUGUUGGAGGACAUACUGGGCUGUGCUAGGGUGAUCCAAAUGGUUAUGUUGGAAGACUCGUUUAAAGUAACAUGCGUGGAGGAUCCACAAGCGAGAGAAGUUGCUGCAAUUGUUCAGAGUGAGGGAUUCUGGAACGAAUUGGAGGCAGUUUAUUCUCUUGUAAAGUUGAUCAAAGCGACGGUUCAAGAUAUUGAGGCUGAGAGGCCACUGAUUGGUCGAUGCCUGCCUCUCUGGGAGGAAACAAGGACCAAAGUGAAGGAGUGGUGUGCAAAGUACAACGUUGCAGAAGGACCUGUGGAGAAAAUACUUGAAAAAAGAUUCAGAAAGAAUUACCACCCUGCUUGGUCGGCUGCAUUUAUACUCGACCCACUUUACUUGAUCAAAGACGCUAGUGGGAAAUACCUUCCUCCAUUCAAAUGCUUGACGCGUGAACAAGAAAAAGAUGUAGAUAAGUUACUAACAAGGCUAGCUUCAAGAGAAGAUGCUCAUGUUGUGUUGAUGGAGCUCAUGAAAUGGAGGUCAGAAGGGCUCGACCCACUUUAUGCACAGGCUGUUCAGAUGAAACAAAAGGACCCUGUGACUGGGAAGAUGAAAGUAGCCAACCCACUAAGCAGUAGACUUGUGUGGGAAACUUGCUUGAGUGAGUUUAAGUCUCUAGGGAAGAUUGCUGUAAGGCUUAUUUUUCUGCAUGCGACCUCAUGUGCGUUCAAGAGUAAUUGGUCUUUCAUGAGAAAAGUAACUGCAAAUAAGAACUCCCGAGUUGGAUUGGAGAGAGUUCAGAAGAUGAUAUACAUUGCUGCUCAUGCCAAACUUGAAAAGAGAGACAUUUCUUGUGAGGAAGAAAAGGAUGCAGAACUCUUUGCCAUGACGGGUAGUGAGGAUGGAAUGCUGGCUGAAGUCUUUGCUGAGGCACCCGUAGUGUAAUGUGCUCCUUUUCUUUUCAAACUCCUGUAGAAUUCUGUAACUGUAGGAUUUAUCAUAUUCUUUCCUGAACUUGUUUACUAUGGAAAAAUUUUCGUGAUUGUGACUGAAAAAAAGGAAAAAAAAAAAAAAACCAGAUAGUGGAAGGGUCUCAAAAACCCAGUUAGCGGCUGUGGUAUCACAUUUUAUUUUAUUAAAUCAUCAAUCUUUUUCCCCGGCUGUUAUUUUGGGUUUUUAGAGUUUGUGGAAGAACUUCAGUUCAUUUAUGAGAAAAAUAACCAUGCAUCCAGGAAGAAAGCCAGAAGAAUGUCAUAGAAAUUUCCUCGAGUGCUUUGUUCUGAGAAUUAUUCUUAUUCUUGUAUUUCAAAACGAACUUUUCACUUAAAAGCUGCGGUACAUAAGAUCUUAUGAAAUGCAGAUAAAGAAUUGGCCUCAGUGAACGACGUCGUGUCAUUCACUUCCUCGUGUGGGAAAUUUGAAGCUUCCGGCUGUUGCUGAGAUACCCGAUAAAAAAUUUAGUCCUCUUCACUUUAUGUAAAAUGGAUGAAAUCGGAUACUCUCAUAUAGUAUAUAGGCAAUAGCAUAAUAAUGAUGGUCAUGUAAGUAAAGACAUAGACACUUUCUUUUUCGUU